AUGGCUGAUGUACCACCGGCCAACACGGCCCAAAACAAGAGGAAAUUCUCCGCCCUUGAAUCCUCUCAGACUGAACAAGAAAAUGGCAGUCGCUCUUCGGGAAUUGAUGAUCCCGCUCGGCCUCACAUCACUCGUCUAGCUCCCGAGCUUCUCAGGGAAAUUUUCAGUUAUUUUCAGCAUCCCGAUCUGCACGAAAACAAAAUGAGUGUAGAGGAUAUCUAUACCCCGCUCCCACCACCUCAUUUCGAUGCGCUUAAGAACUCGCGGCUUACUUGCUCCGUGUUUAAUCGUGUUGCAACUCCUCUCUUGCUACCUAUCCUCCGUAUAAGGACCGACAGGAAAUCUCUGGACCGGGUGGAGGCUAUUGCACAAAAUCCCCUUUUGUGCUCUGGCGUGCGCGGUAUCCAGAUCCUCAUGAGCUGCCGCCUCAGGUCUUUUGCCUUUGACAGCUCAGAAUACCUCAGCUUCAUCCAACAAAGGGUCAGUGGCAUGCUUGACAGACAGUCCACGGAUUUGGCACUUAGGGUUGCUCAAGGCGAGAACGAGGGUCAUCAAUUAGCCCUUGAUCAUCGAGCUGCCCAUGAAUCCCCAACUUACGACAGGACGCGUGCUUGCCUGAUGGCCUGCGGGCUCAUUCUGGGCAGUGCUCCGUUGCCGCCCAUCAUGAGCGUGCCCAGCCUGCGAGGCGUGGGCUUCCGAGAGGCGAUUGUCGGUCUGGUGCCUCCCGCACUGAUUAGUGAAUAUUACACCAUGCUCAAUCAAGCCUAUAUAACGUAUCAGGUAGAUUAUAAGCGAGACUUUCCGGUAGUAUCAGAAGGCUUGCUUGUCAAAGCUCUGGCUCAGGUGGUCUCUACGCCAGCUCGCACAGUCUCUCUGAGUUUUAGUGAAUCACUUUCGGAUAUAAUUGAGAAUGAAGAGACGGAAGCCAUACUUGUGGAUCCGAGGUUUACUAUGACAUGGCUCCUCCGCACAACGAAACCAUCAGAAUGUCGCAAGUACUCACAAUAUCUUGAGCGUGAAGACGUGGCACCAUACACUGCAAUGUUUUCGGAUCUCCCAAUCGCCAUCCACCAGAAAGGCAGCUCCGUGAACAGUCUGGAACUCCAUGGGCCGCUGAUAGACUACCAGGCCUCCAUUCUCUGUCCUGGGGGCGGAUCUAGUAUAUCGCAUCGCCUCGUGUUGAACCAGUUGCAGAUGGCAUUGCAAAACCUGCACACGUUUAUUCUUCCAGACCUGGAAGCCCUUCUCCGGACAGCGCGGCAAACCCCGUCCGGGAGGGGACAUAUGGCUGGGAGAGACCCUGGUGGGAUUUCUAUCGCGCAGUAUCUCAACGCCGUGCUUUCAAGUAGAAGGCUUCAGAAGCUCGAACUAAACAUAUCUCUCUCCGAUGAAGAUGCUGUCUUCCAUGAAUCACGUUUGUUUGAGAUUGGCCAGACUCUUAGCCAAAUAAGCUACAGGCACCUACGCAUAAUCAGGCUUCGCAACAUAAAGAUCACUCAACAGGACCUCCAAGCCUUUUGCACUUUACUGAGCCCAGAAGUUGAAUACCUAGAGUUUGCGAUUAUCACACUCACCGAUGAAGGCAGAUGGAUACCUAUACUCGAUCUAUUAAGGGAUCUGCUUAGAGAGAGAUGUGCACAGGAACUUUGUCAAGUGGAAUUAGAACGCCUGCACGGUGGAGAAAUGGAUCAGGUGUUGGAUAACUUCAGGGGGGACGCAGGCGCCCAGGAAUCGUUCUUUUAUGACCUCAUGGACCAGAUAUGUUGUUAUGUCGCGGGUGAAGGCGUUCAUACAAACCCAUUGCAUGACUUUGGGCCUUUUUAA
Clonostachys rhizophaga is the source of this 1824-nucleotide messenger RNA. Lineage: Eukaryota; Fungi; Ascomycota; Sordariomycetes; Hypocreales; Bionectriaceae. The record is from the annotation of a GenBank genome assembly.